AUGUGCCCGAUCUUAGCGGACAGCGAGAGGCGUUUUUCCUGUAUUCGUCUGAGCCCUUCGGAAUUGGCGUUGGCUGCGCAACACGAACUCGUAGGCAACGGUCCAAAAGCUCUCUUACCACAUUGCUCGGCCCUUUCGUCGUCAUCCAAUAACUGCAUUGGCGUUCUUGAUGCUCCCACCCCUGUUGUAAAUGCCAAUCAAGUCGGAGAUUCCACGCGGUCACUUACCACUGGAAAGCACUAUGAGGGUGCCGUCUCGACAACAAUGACAGGAAAGACGUGCAUGAAUUGGAAUGAUGCUCCUUCAAGGGAAUACAACGUCGCCAGGUAUCCAGAGCUGCCCUACGCCAAAAAUUACUGCAGGAACCCCGGAGGGAAGAAGACGAAGCCUUGGUACUAUUCGUAA
This is a messenger RNA of Cooperia oncophora, 405 nucleotides long. Lineage: Eukaryota; Metazoa; Nematoda; Chromadorea; Rhabditida; Trichostrongylidae. The record is from the annotation of a GenBank genome assembly.